ACAGAUGUCAACAAGAACGAAACAAACCUGUCAGCAAUAGUCUAAAACCCUGUAAAAGAAGAAAAAAGAAGAAGAGAGAGCCUGUCAGCAGUGAUCGCUCCGGGAAAACAUAAUUAGGUGCAAAGAUAUUUAUCACGGCGAACAAAAAGGGAAUAAGAAUGUUUCUGAAAUUCUCGUAAAUAAGACUGGUUAAGUGGAGUAGUCAUAAUCGAUUUAGCUUUUGUAAAAUUGCCAUACAAUUUAGGACUUACACUUAAUGAAGAUAAUAACAGCGUUUCAGCAUUUAUUGUAGAAUAAUCAGCAGGGUUUCAGUAUUUGAUUAAAUAUCAUUAAUAGUGGUUCAUUACAUAACAUUUGAUGCCAACAUUUUUUUUUCACAACAAACCAAUGUAAAUGUGUCAAAAGGGCAGCCACUACAGGCUUCUUCUAAACAUUUACCGAUAUUUUAAGCAUCACUUCCCAUCAUAGACAUAUUGUUGUCUGAAUAAAUUCUCAUCACUGGGACUCAUGUUAUGUAAGCAAAUAUCACGGAGGCCAGCAACUGACAUGUUGCGCAGAGAAAUACGUAUGAGACGCUAUCGACAGUGGCUCUUGCUUAGUACUGAGCUUCAAGACCCAGGGGAUCCUCUCUCCAAGUAUACUAAUGAAGAAUUUGAAGACAUAUACAGAUUCUCCAAAGAGUCCUUUUGUCAUUUGCUAAACAUGAUUCAAGGAGACCUUGAACGUUCAGACAACCGUGGUAGGCCACUGCCAGCAGUCUAUCAACUUCUAAUUGCUCUUCACUUCUACUGCAGUGGCUCUUACCAGAAAGUUGUUGGGGAUCAACAUGGUCUACAGGUCAGUCAGCCAACAGUAUGCAGGACUAUCCACAGAGUUUCAGAAGCCCUGGCUAAACGCUAUAGUCAGUUUGUGAGAUUUCCAUCUCUUCAAGAAGCUGCUGAUAUACAUUCCAAAUUUUAUGAAGUUGCACAAUUUCCUAAUGUUAUUGGAGCCAUCGACUGCGUCCACAUGCGAAUUUCAAAUCCAGGAGGAGCAAUGGCAGAACAGUGCAAAAAUAGUAAAGGCUGGUACUCUGUCAAUUGCCAGGUUGUAGCCGGUCCAGAUCUUAGAAUUCUUAGGGCAAUUGUUCGCUGGGGAGGAAGUGUACCAGAUUGGCAGAUAUAUGAGAACUCUCGGCUAAAAGAAGUCAUGGAACAAGGGGAAUAUGGACAUUUGGUUGGGGAUUCUGCUUAUCAGUGUCAGAGAUACCUCCUGACACCUGUGGUUAACCCAACAACGCAUGCAGAGAAGUGUUACAAUAGAGCACACUCUGCCACUAGACAGAAGGUGAAGCAUGUCAUUGGAAUAGUGAAAAGACGCUUUCCUUGCACAAGCCAGGAGCUCAGAUCAAAUCCCAAAACAUCAUGUGCAAUCAUAUUAAGUUGCUUUGCAUUGCAUAAUUUUGCUCUGGAACGCCAGGGUCCUCUUGAUGACUCUGAAGCAUGGUAUGCUCCUGAUGAUGGUCCUCAGGACAGAUACACAGGAGACUAUGACCCAGAGGGAGAAUCCUACCGGCAACACAUCAUUUAUGAAUGGUUCAGUCAUGAUCCUUCAGGAAUUAACUAUCAUCAGGAUGAAGCCAAUUGUGGGAACCAAACUUGGCACUAAGACUGCAAAAAAAUAUUUUCAUUUUGUUAAUAAUACUUGUUAGAAUCUCUUCUUUUCUCUAUGUAAAAUUGAAUUGAUAUGAAGGCUUUCACAUAAAAAAAGCUACAGAACAGUAGCUUCAGAAUUAAUGAAUACAGGACCUGUGAUAUGAAUUAACUGUGUAAUAUGAAGAAAAAAUAAGGCACAAUUCAUUUGGAACAUGAUAAUGUCUUUUGUAUUUUUUAUAUAGUUUUGUGAUUUCUUUUUGUGUGAUGCAGAAGAAAACCCAUUCA
Messenger RNA from Penaeus monodon (black tiger shrimp), 1919 nucleotides. Its product is annotated as putative nuclease HARBI1. Lineage: Eukaryota; Metazoa; Arthropoda; Malacostraca; Decapoda; Penaeidae. The coding region runs from base 508 to 1647 and encodes 379 amino acids. The transcript has 5 exons. The record is from RefSeq and is a predicted model, not a curated record.